Hypanus sabinus (Atlantic stingray) is the source of this 829-nucleotide messenger RNA. Its product is annotated as hemoglobin subunit beta-like. Gene Ontology annotation, cellular component: hemoglobin complex; blood microparticle; haptoglobin-hemoglobin complex. The record is from RefSeq and is a predicted model, not a curated record. Gene Ontology annotation, biological process: hydrogen peroxide catabolic process. Bases 190 to 618 code for a protein of 142 amino acids. The transcript has 3 exons. Gene Ontology annotation, molecular function: oxygen binding; peroxidase activity; organic acid binding. Lineage: Eukaryota; Metazoa; Chordata; Chondrichthyes; Myliobatiformes; Dasyatidae.
UUAACUCUUAAACGCAGAAGGCUGAUGCCCAAUGAUAAAUGGUGUCCAACGCACCAAGCAGUCAGCCUAUCACAGUCAGGUUUUAGUCUGAGAUGUGCCACAUUACUGACUAUAAAUGUGAAGCCAAAAUUCCAGAUUAACACAGAUUUUUUUUGUGUAAGAAGUGACACUGAGAGUUGAACAACCAAAAUGGGGAAAUUAACAGAACCAGAGGCUCAGUACAUUCAGAGUACUUGGGGAAGUUUGAAUAAGAAGGCGGUUACUGCACAAGCUCUUGCAAGGGUGUUCGAAGUCUAUCCCUGGACAACCAGGCUGUUUUCAAAGCUCGGUGGGAAAUUUUCUGCUGGUGACGAUGGUGUUCAAGCACAUGCAGAUAAAGUGCUGCAGGCUCUGGAUAAAGCAGUCCAAAACAUAAAUAAAAUGGACAACAUCCUGGGCGAUCUCAGUGAGACGCAUCAGCAAAUUGGAGUGGACACUCAAAACUUCAAGCUUCUGGGCCAGACCUUCAUCGUUGAAUUCGCCCGUGAAUUUAAAGUUGGAUUCACACCUGCGGCACACAAAGCCACAUACAAAUUUUUUAGACAGGUGGCAAAUGGUCUCUCCUGCAGAUACCACUAGUUCUGCAUCUAUAUAUGUCCUCUUGCAUCUCAAAACUCAGCGAAAACAAUCAUCAGCAACCAAGAUAUAUUCUACAUACCAUCAGAUUUCAAUCAUGUUGAAUCAAAGGUGCUGUGAUGCUCCAAUGUUUAUGUUACUUGCUCCUCAUAUUUUGGAAAAUGUUUCUUUUUCUUUUUGACACUCCAAUAAAGGAACAGUAUUAUGCUUGAAA